AACCUCACAAAUUUAAUAGAAUUAUCAAAAGUUCUUGCUAAAGUUUUUUAAAAAUAUUAUGUACAAAUAUGAUUACAAAGAAAACCACAAAUAUGAUUACAAAAAACACAAAUAUGAAUAUUUCAUUUCUAACGAAAAAAAUAUAAACAAAAAAUAUACCUGGAGGACGAGUCAAAAUGUAGUUUUAUCUUUAAAAUUGUUACAAUGUACAGUUUCCCAAUUUCACGCAAGAGGCCCCGGUAAGUCGACUGAGAAGAAAGCAAAGAAAACAAAAAUAUCUAAAGAUGGGGAAAGCGAAGCGAUACUGGCUUCUGAAAACAGAGCCAAGCGAGUGGUCAUGGUCAGACCAAGACGCGAACGGCGGCAUCAGCAAAUGGGACGGGGUCAAGAACAAACAAGCCCAGAAGAAUCUCAAGUCCAUGGCUUCAGGCGACCUCUGUUUCUUCUACCAUUCCGGUACGAAAUCGAGAUGCGUUGUGGGUGUGGUGGAGGUGGUUCGUGAAUGGUACGCAGAUGAUGAUGACGGAGAAGGAGUGGUUGACGUCAAAGCUGUUGGAGAGAUGAGGAGAUUUGUCGAUUUGAAGGAGAUGAAAGGAGACAAAGGGAUUAAGGAUUUUGUUUUGUUUAGACAGCCGCGGUUGUCUGUUGUUCCAGUGGAAGAUGAUGUUUGGAAAAAAAUUUGUGAACUGGGAGAUGGGUUUUGUGGAGAUGGUAAGGAAGAUCGUGAAAGUAGCGAUGAGUCUUAAAUUGGUAGUCUGUUUUUUUUUUGGUAUAAUUACGGAUGGUGUUAUUGUUAUGAUGCAUGAUUAAGACUCUAGUGACGCCAUUGAUGUUCUUCUUUUGUUAACUUAACUAUGAUUUAUGAUUAUUGAUUGCGUUGUGGUGUGACUC
Molecule: messenger RNA, 891 nt
Organism: Brassica napus (rape)
Lineage: Eukaryota; Viridiplantae; Streptophyta; Magnoliopsida; Brassicales; Brassicaceae
Product: thymocyte nuclear protein 1-like
Exons: 1
Coding region: 285-746 (153 amino acids)
Cellular component (GO): nucleus
Source: RefSeq, a predicted model, not a curated record